Molecule: messenger RNA, 4133 nt
Organism: Thlaspi arvense
Lineage: Eukaryota; Viridiplantae; Streptophyta; Magnoliopsida; Brassicales; Brassicaceae
Source: the annotation of a GenBank genome assembly
CUUCCUUCUUCAUUUGAGUUUUUGAUAUGCCCGUUAAAGUCUCGGGCAGCUGCCCGUAAAUAAAGAGGAAUUUAUAUUUAUAUCUUCUCCAUUAUAAGAGGCUUCCAUGGGCAACCUUGUUUAAGCUUCUCUCCUUCUCUUCUCCUGUGUCUCUCUGUUACUAGUUCUCUAGCUUUUUUCAAGGGGGGAGAGUAAUGGAGUUUGAAUGCUGAAAAAAUCCGAACGAUCGCAUGGCUGAGAUUUGUUACGAGAGCGAGUCAGUGAUGGCGAAAACGACGUCCACGGUGGUUAAGAAGACGACGGUGACGACUAAGAGGCGUGAACGGAGCUCUUCUCAAGCCGCGAGGAGGCGGAGAAUGGAGAUCCGACGGUUCAAGUUUGUCUCCGGCGAACAAGACGCCGUAUUCGCCGAAGGCGACGUACAGAAGAGGAGGAGACGAGAAUCAGCCUCAUCCGUCUUCUAUGAGUUGGCGAAGUCUGAAACGGCGAAGGAGGUUGUCGUUUUAUGCGAGUCGCUGAGUUCUACGGUGAUGGCAUUGCCUGAUUCGGAGGCUUAUCCUAAAUACGGCGUCGCUUCAGUCUGCGGAAGAAGACGGGAAAUGGAAGACGCCGUCGCUGUACAUCCGUUUCUUUUCCGUCAACAAACGGAAUACUCCUCCGGAUUUCACUACUGUGCCGUUUACGAUGGCCAUGGCUGCUCCCAUGUGGCGAUGAGAUGUAGAGAAAGGCUACACGAGCUAGUGCGGGAGGAGUUUGAGGCUGACGCUGACUGGGAAAAGUCAAUGGCGCGUAGCUUCACGCGUAUGGACCUGGAGGCCGUGGCGUUGAAUGCCGGUGGGGCGGCGAAUUGCCGGUGCGAGCUUCAGAGGCCGGAUUGUGACGCCGUGGGGUCCACCGCGGUUGUAUCCGUCCUCACGCCGGAGAAAAUCAUCGUGGCAAACUGCGGCGAUUCCCGUGCCGUUCUCUGCCGUAACGGGAAACCCAUUCCUUUGUCUUCCGAUCAUAAGCCGGAUCGUCCGGACGAGCUAGACCGGAUUCAAGCAGCGGGCGGUCGGGUUAUCUACUGGGAUGGCCCACGUGUCCUUGGAGUACUUGCAAUGUCACGAGCCAUUGGCGAUAAUUAUUUGAAGCCGUACGUUAUCAGCAAACCGGAAGUAACCGUAACGGACCGGGUCAACGAAGACGAUUUCCUUAUACUAGCAAGCGACGGUCUUUGGGACGUUGUCUCAAACGAGACUGCAUGUAAUGUCGUUCGAAUGUGUUUGGGAGGAAAAGUCAAAAGUGGACUAUCACCUUCACCGGAAAGGGAUCUUGCCGGCGCUGGAACUGUGGUGAUCGGAGGAGGAGAGAUAUCGGAUAAAGGGUGUGAGGAAGCGUCGAUUUUGCUGACGAGGCUUGCAUUGGCUAGACAAAGCUCUGACAACGUAAGUGUUGUGGUGGUUGAUCUUCGAAGAGACACGUAGUUGUUUCUUCUCUCUCUCUCUCUCUUUGUUUUUUUUUGUCCCGAGUCUUCAUCGACUUUUGGGUUUUCUUUUAACUUUUUUUGCUCUUCGGUGCAAGGCGAAGGGUUUUAAUUUUAGCUUGACUUUUUGGAAUGUCACUGUGCAAGCGGUUUAGAUCUUCAGAGAUUUUCACCGGUAAUGUAAUGGUAAAAAGCCGUGAACCUCUUUUUACCGUCGUUUCUUCACUAAAUGGUAAAACCUAUCAUAUCGAAAUUCUAAAACUGAUAUCGAAUCAGUUGACUAAAUCAACGUUUGUGUAAGUAUCAUUACUGUGUUACCGAGUGCGACAAAAGAAAUUAGUUUUAUGGUUUGUGUUGUUAGUACCAUUAUGCAAUUAUUCGAAAUGUUAAAACUAAUGUUCUAAAGAAAACUUUCAAACUUAUUAGAUGUUACAGUGUGCAUAUAUAUUGUGAAUGAAAACACUCUGAAUUAGAAUAUUACAAAUAGUUGUUUGUUUUGAUUAAUAUAACAAACAUUCUCUUCUUUACCUUUUAUAACAGCUUUUCAUUAUGUAUAAGUAUAUGGCUUCAUGAAUUGUGAUCAAUAAUGUGGCCAAUACAAUACAACGAUAGAAACGCGUGUGCUUAACACACGCUCAUGAUGUGAUGUGUCAGAAGAAUCCUACUCUGUAGACUGAUGCUUGAGUUUUGUUUCAACUUUUAAGUACGUGUACUGUGGGAACCAAAACGACGAUACAUCAACGAUCUCUGUAGUAACGUAGAACGUUGGUUUUUUAUUCGUCUAGUUUUGAAAAAAAACAAUUUCUGAAUAUAGUUCGGAUCAGUCAUCAGUCACAUUCUCAACACAAACAUGGCUAGCAUGGCAAAUUUUCAACAAGUGUCCACUCAAAUAUCUAAAGGGACUCUGAAAAGAUUGUGAGCUAUAUAAUAUAUCGUCUUAAUUUUUAGCAUCUCUAAGCUAGCCAUGAUAGAAGGACAACUCAUGAUUCAUCUUUAGCAUGUAAGUAAUAACUCCCCGUGAUCUAGUAUAUCAAGGAUUGUAAAAAAAAAGGAUAAGUCCCGAAUUCAGAUCUACAACACGUGGACACAAGAUCAAUAGGAUUCCUAAAAUCAAUAAAGUGGGGAUGAUGAUUACGCGACCAAAGAGAACAAUAGCUAUUGUGAUCAGAUUUUUGACAAAAGAGAUUCAUAGCUUAGGAGAACGAGAUGCGUGGUGAUUCAAUUUUUUUUAGCAGAGGAUGUGGCAUUCGUUGUCUCUUGCUGACACGGAUUCUUUGUUGUAAAACCUAGCUCCGAUGAGUUUGCUUAUGGCGCAAGCAAGAUAACACCAACGUCAGUAGAUAACCACCGUAUACCUAAGAACAGUACUCGUGGAUUAUGAUUGCCUUCAUUUUACGUUAAUUUUAAUUUACAUGUGACCGCUUCGUCUUAAAACCUCACAAUUGUAGUCGGAACCGUAUUGCUUAGUGCCAUGUUUAGUAGCUAUAAUCAGCAUAACCACUUAGUUGAAGAUUUCGUUUUAUUGGUUUAGCCAAAAGUCUCUGCUGCGGGUUAUCUUGUAAAGCACAAAAAUAUAUUAUAUGGAUAAGCAAUGACUCACAGAAACCAGUACACAACUUUUGCUGACCAAUUAUUUUUUGAUAUGUUAAUAAUUUUGCGUAUGUGAUUCAGAUAUGUGUUUGCUGCUGGCUUCACAUAAUGAACAUGGCAGAGAAAGAUCAAACAGAAGGACGUUGUCCAGCUUGUCGCACUCCAUAUGACAAAGAAAAGAUUGUAGGGAUGACUGCUAAUUGCGACUAAUUAUAAUAUUGAUGCUUGAUAUACAAUCUUUGUUUGCUUUCUUUUUCUGCUUUCUUUACAGCUUCCAAAGGCAACAUGGAGCGCAAAAAGAUUCAAAAGUCAAAAUCAAGACCUUGUGAUGGUUAUCAAGAAGAGAAAACCGAUGUUGUUAGUUCACUAAUUGAUUCUAGAGAAACCCAGAAAAUUCUAGAUUGGAGAACAGGUUUGGUGGUUUCAGUAUGACAACUUCAAUCUCCCAAAAUUUAUAGGUACGACUACUCGGCUAAGAAAAACAGCUACUAGACUUCAGCGAGGUGAGCAGCCUGAACUUGAAGUUGUGUUGCUGAGAGGGGAGUAGCUUGUGUUAAUCCUUAUAUUUGAGAUCAGCUUUUUCCGAGAAAAGCUAUUAGUUACUAAUAUCUGUAAUGUAAUAUCAGGGGAGUCAGUAUCGUGUGCGGUCUGUGGCAUUCGAUGAUGUUACAUAUAUAGUUUUGCAGACCAUACAUGAUCAUGGUGACCUAGACAUUACAAUACGUAAGAUGAUGUCUAGGUUGCUUUAUUGGGCAUUGCAGCCACCACUUAUGUUUGCAAUAGACUUUCUCUGAGGUUAAUUCCAUUGACGAUUCCUUUUUAUGAAGUAGUGUGCUUCAUACUGUUUCCAAGAUAUUUGUAAAAGUUACAAGUAUGUAUGUAAAAAGUUUUGUGUUAAAGCUGUGCAAAUUUUUUGCAAGCUUAUGAAAUUGUCGCAUUAGUCCAAAGCUAAGCUACGUGAACCAUAACAUUUAUGCAGAUUAAAUCCAAUUACUUUUCGAAAUGAAACCCUCAAUUUUUUUUUUUCAACCCUCAAUUUAUAAAAUUAAAACCAUAUUACCUACCCAACUUUGGAUUUUAU